Messenger RNA from Danio aesculapii, 5665 nucleotides. RefSeq names its product zinc finger protein 385B (gene znf385b). Lineage: Eukaryota; Metazoa; Chordata; Actinopteri; Cypriniformes; Danionidae. The transcript has 9 exons. Gene Ontology annotation, cellular component: nucleus. Bases 72 to 1634 code for a protein of 520 amino acids. The record is from RefSeq and is a predicted model, not a curated record. Gene Ontology annotation, molecular function: zinc ion binding; nucleic acid binding.
GCCCUGCAACCUGCAACACAGAGUGACGCCAAGUCUGUUCAACUUUACCGGGAAACGUCAGCUGCACAGGUAUGAAGACCCCCUUGAGCCCCACCCAGUUUAUAGAAAAUGGACAGCUGUGCUUUGCCAUCCCUGGCUGUGUGGAGGUAAAGGAGCCCACUAAGGCCAACACAGACAUGCAGCUGCAGCAGGAGAAGAAGAAGCUGCUUUACUCACUGUGUGACGUCUGUAACAUCCAGCUGCACUCCGACGCUCAGGCCCAGGUCCACUACAACGGCAAGUCUCACCUCAAGAGGGUCAAACAGUUGAAUAAUGGAGAGGUGCCCAAAGCAAGCACUAGCUUGGCUCCCACUUCUCUGCAGUCUCUCAGCAGCAGUCAAGGAAGUUCCUGUCACAGCAACACACUCCCCACGCUGGUCCGGACUCCAUCUCUAAUGAUGCAGUCCGGUCUGGACAUGAAGCCUUUCAUGACCUUCCCCAUGGAGAGCUCCUCUCCGGUCGGCCUGUUCCCUAAUUUCAAUACGAUGGACCCUGUCCAGAAAGCAGUAAUCAACCACACAUUUGGAGUCUCCAUUCCUCCCAAGAAAAAGCAAGUUAUUUCUUGCAACAUCUGUCAGAUCCGCUUUAAUUCAGAUAACCAAGCCGAGGCGCACUACAAAGGCAGUAAACAUGCCAAGAAGCUCAAAGCACAGGAGUCACCGAAAAAUAAGCAGAAAAGUGCAGCCGCCCAGGACAGCGGCGCUAAGACAAUCACCAGCACCUCCACCAACACCACCACCUCCUCCUGCACUGCAGUCACUGCCAGCUGCUCUGACCAAACAGAGAAAAGUACAGAGCCGUUGGCUGCGCACAAAGUCCCAGCCUCCCCGCAAGCUUUUGUGCCAGCUCCUGUUGAGCCCGAGGUGGCAUUAGUGCCCAGCCCUUGCAAGACGGCACCCGAGCAUGCCAGCCCACCCACUGAGCCGACAGGACUCGCAGUGGCCCUAAAGAACACCUCCAAACCAGCAGCGUUGCCAACAGCCUCGUCAGAGCCCAGCGUGGAUUCCGAGGAGGAGAAAGCCAAAAAGCUCCUGUACUGUUCGCUGUGCAAAGUGGCUGUCAACUCCCUCUCACAGCUGGAGGCCCACAACACAGGUUCAAAGCACAAAACCAUGCUGGAGGCACGAAAUGGAGCAGGUCCCAUUAAAUCGUACCCCAGAACCGGGUCCAAACUCAAAGUUCAGGCCACACAGCUGAACAAAGGCUCAGGCUUACAGAACAAGACGUUUCAUUGUGAAAUCUGUGAUGUCCACGUCAACUCAGAAAUCCAGCUUAAACAGCACAUCUCCAGCAGGCGGCACAAGGACAAAGUGGCAGGCAAACCCACCAAACCCAAAUACAGCCCAUACAACAAACAGCAGCGCAGCUCCAGCUCUCUGGCAGCCAAACUCGCCCUGCAGAAUGACUUGGUGAAGCCCAUUCCACCAGCCUUCCUCCCGCCUCCCUUCUCCACGACGACAGUCCCACCUAUCCCUCUCCACCCUCGCCCCAACCCCUCUAUUUUCCAGACGGCUUCACUUCCGCACUCGUUUCUCCGUGCCGCUCCCGGACCCAUUCGACCUACUACCGGCCCCAUCCUGUUUGCGCCUUACUGAGCGGCUGGACUUUUGAAACAGUGGUGUAUUUAUUGAAACUUUAUCCUCAACCGUCCUCACCAUCACGAAAACCCAGGAAGGAUGUCGUCUUCGUGAGGACUUUUGCAUUCAAAAAUUCUAAAAAAAAAUGAACAAAAAAAUGGUUUCACUUUAUAUUAAAUGACCUUAACUACAGUGUGCUUAGAUUUAAAUUCAUAAGUUUGUACAUUCACUUAUUAUAUAUUAUAUACACUACCUAACAAAAGUCUUGUUGUUGAUCCCAGUUGUAAGAGCAACAAAUAAUAACUUGACUUCUAGUUGAUCAUUUAGAAAAGUGGCAGAAGGUAGAUUUUUCUGAUUUAUCAUCUGUUGAACUGCAUCUUAAUCAUCACAAAUACUGCAGAAGACCUAUUGGAGCCUGCAUGAACCCAAGAUUUUCACAAAAAUCUGUUAAGUUUGGUGAGGGAAAAUUCAUGGUUUGGGGUUACAUUCAGUAUGGGGCAUGCAAGAGAUCUGCAGAGUGGAUGGCAACAUCAACAGCCUGAGGUAUCAAGACAUUUGUGCUGCCCAUUACAUUAUAAUCCACAGGAAAGGGCAAAGUCUUCAGCAGGAUAGCGCUCCUUCUCAUACUUUAGUCUCCACAUCAAAGUUCCUGAAAGCAAAGAAGGUCAAGGUGCUUCAGGAUUGGCCAACCCAGUCACCAGAAAUAAACAUUAUUGAGCAUGUCUGGGGUAAAAUGAAGGAAGAGGCAUCAAAGAUGAAUCUAAAAAUUCUUGAUGAACUCUGGGAGUCCUGCAAAAACGCUUUCUUUGCCAUUCCAGAUGACUUUAUUUAUAAGAUAUUAGAGUCAAUGCAGCAAUGUAUGGAUGCAGUCCUCCAAGCUCAUGGGAGUCAAACAUGACUUUAUAUUCUAUACAGUACAUUAUUUCUGUUAAGUCACAAGACGUUAGUCAAAGCAAAGUCAAACCUUACUGUUCUAACUAAAUAAUUAAAAAUCAAGGCAUGGUCAUAUUUUAUUUUGGUAAAAUAAGCAUAAUCUAGAGGCCUUUGCCUUUCAUAUAAGCCAACUAUUUGUUGCUCUUAAAACUUGGAUAGGUAAUGAGACUUUUGUCAUGUAGUGUAUGUUCAUGUCUUUAUAUUGUACUUGUAUUUAUAAGCACCAGCACGUAAUUACAUAUCUGAUUAAUUACAUUUAUAAUUACACUGUUGACCAAUUCCUUUCAUCUCAACCCACAGUUAACUCUAGAAUCGCCAUAGAGACUAAAUUAACUAAUAUAGCAGAUUUUCAAUUAACUAUCCAAGGCUGUGUCCCAAUUCGCAUAUACUAUCCAUCCUAAAUAAUAUUCAAAAUUAGUAUGUCCUAAAUAAUAUGUUGAAAUCUGAAGUACAGUACUCUAAGGAGCUCUAAGUCUUUGUGUCUUAAAACAUGAGAUGCAGCGGUUAGGAAUGGUUUUUAAUAAAGCGCACCCUGCUCCCCCAUGUUAAAGUGAGACUUUUAUUUCAGUAUGUUGGUGGACUUCCAACUGAGAUGGAAUAUUGAGUAGAGGCGGUGCUUUCACUUUCACGUCAUUCCAUUGCACAGAUUAAUUAUUCACCUUAAGAAUAAUUUUGUUUUCAGGCGACACGGUGGCGCAGUAGGUAGUGCUGUCGUCUCACAGCAAGAAGGUCGCUGCUUUGAGCUUCGGCUGGGUGGAGUUUCUGUGUGGAGUUUGCAUGUUCUCCCCGUGUUCACGUGGGUUUCCUUCGGGUGCUCCGGUUUCCCCCACAGUCCAAAGACAUUCGGUACAGGAGAAUUGGGUGAACUAAAUUGUCCGUUGUGUAUGAGUGUGUAUGGAUGUUUCCUAGAGAUGUGUUGCAGCUGUAAGGGCAUCCGCUGCGUAAAACAUAUGCUGGAUAAGUUGGCGGUUCAUUCCGCUGUGGCGACCCCAGAUUAAUAUAGGUACUAAGCCGAAUAGAAAAUGAACGAGUGAAUAAAUUUUUAUUUCAAGCAGACUUUAACAUCAAAUUAAGGAGCUGUCAUGCCGACUUUCUACUGUAAACAGAAGCUGUCAAUGCUUGCUCUGCCUCCAAGUUCUUCUGAUUGGUCCACUGCCUUGAAAUUGACAUUAAUGAGCAGCACUGUGUAUAAAAGUAUAAUAUUUUUGAGCAUCCUAAAAAUGCAGUGCUCAUAUGAGAGAUGCAGCAAAAGACACGAGACAUGAGCAUAACGGUAACAAGUGUGUGUUUGCAUAGAAAAACAAUGGAAACGUUGCACAUUGGAAUGGAAAAUCGUGUUCAGUUAUUCCUAAGGGAACAUGAAUUCGAUUAGAACUAGAAGUGUGGGUAAGAUAUCUGCAAACAUGGUGGAAUGCAUGAUACAGACGUUUAACUGGAGAGGCUUCGCUAAAUAUGAUUGUUAAUUAGAUGUCAAAAUAGCAUUCUUAGACGCUAGCUAGACGUUGAAUUUUGGUCACCUGAUAUCACGAACUAAAUCUAACUUAAUAUUAACGUCUCAUGACAUUGUGUGCCUGCUGAGAACCCAUUUCAACCAAUGUGACAACCGUUAUCAGUUUUAGUCACAAACUAAUGCAAUUUAUAGACACCAAACAUUUAUUAGAAGCACAAAAUGCCUUGAGUGAUGGUGUUACGGUCCCCAGUUUAAAUACGACUCAUGAUCACAAUGUAACAUAAAUAACCAACAGCCAAAGUGCUCCGACUAAAUUAUUUAUUAACAUAACAUAACCAGCAAAACAAUCCAAAAUGACAUGAGAUAGGGAGCCCAACAUAAUAAAUAACAACCAAACAAGCCUAAAGCAGGUUGGAACUCCCCACUCCAAACAAAUAUCAAAAGGAAAGUAUAAAGGAGAACACAACAAUAAAGCCGUCAAAAACUGUGGUGGUGUGGAGGAAUGAGGGAUCGCGAGAAGUCCGCUUCCCUCCAUUUUAAAGGCCUGACGCCACCAAAUCAACAAUAGAAAACUGAAAAGGGAAAAAAGACCAACAAAGAUCAAUUAAAAGUAAUAAUUAUGAGCAGAAGUGAACGCCACACGCAACAGAUGGUAACAAGGAUUUCAGGACACGAGACAUUAUUUUGGGAAGACAGUGGCGUUAUAUAGUGUCUAAUUUAAACGAUUUAAAAACAGUAGAUUAAAAGAGCAGUCAUGUACAUGGGUACAUUCUAACCGAUAGUGUUUUUAAGUAGGUUUACAACAACACCUGGUGCUUCUAGUGUUAAAAAUAUCCAUCCAUGUUUCCAUAACACAGUAAGUACAUUGCUUUUAUUUUUUGAUUUAGAUACAUGUUAGUUAAGGGCACGUGAUAUAAAGUGGAACCAAAAAAAAAAAGUGUUGAACUGCUUCCUGAAAGACUUGAAUUAUCGUGGUCUUCCUUUUUAACUCGAUUCAACUCAACCAACCAUGGACAAGCACACGUCUUGAGGCGCUGUCGGAAACAAUCCCAGAUCUCACCAUAGGUGUUCAGUCAGAGGCUUGAUGUUGUCAGGGAGCCUGUGAUGCAGUUUUUUGGCCCGUGUGCUGUCUUGUAUCGUGUAGUCAAUAAGCUCAAUCACCAGUACUUCAGUGCCGUCCACUUUUUUUUUCCCCCUUUUCUCUAACUGGAAACAGUGUUUUUCUUCUCCAUGUGUGUUCGGCUUCCUCCUUUUUUUGUCAUAUAAAUAAAUUCAACCCGUUUUCAUCACAAAACGAACUCUAUUUUUAUUUUGUGUGUGUAAUAGGAAACUGUGGGCCUUUCACCUCUCUGUGAUUUCCUUAUUCGUCAUGAGACUUGCAGAUCUCUGACGAUGCAAUAAUGUAUAGAUCGUUAAAUAUUGAUAUUCUCCAUAGUGUAUUUAAUGUUUACCUACCAGGUUGCAAUACUAGUUGUAUUUUAUGAGCUGGGGGAGGCACUAAGAGAACUAGGUACAUUAUUUUUAGAGAACAAGAACGAACAAUUUCCAUUCACUGAGAACUUCUUUAUUUGACUGUGGAAUUUCAUAGUCCAUAUAUAAAUAUAUGUAUGUAUGUAUGAGAGUCUGUACAUAAAGAAACUACAUUUUCAAUAAAUAAUAUAUUUAA